AUGAUCAAUAAUAAUAAUAAUAAUGAUGAUAACUUUGAUGAUAUUGAUUUGGAUGAAAUUUUUAAUGAUUUUAAUGAAAAACAAUCAUCUAUUCAACGACAACCAUUAGCGAAAUAUGAUUUAAAUCAUAAAACAAAUCAAGAUGAUUUGUUUGAAUUUAAUGAAAAAGAUUGUACAGCACCCAAAAUAAAUCGAAAACGAACAAAAACAAUUAGAAAAAUUCAUGCUAAACAAAUGACUAUGUAUGAUUAUGCUUCUAGUGUAUCAUAUAAACAUAAACAAUUUUAUUCAUCAUUGGAUAAUACAACAACAACAAAAACAAUUAUCAAAGGACAAAAACGUUCAUUAACAGAAUAUCCAGCAUUAUCACCGAUUUCAAAAAAAACGAAAACAACUGAAUUUGAUAAUUUAUCAUCAUCAUCAACACCACCAGAUUUUAUUGAUAGUCUUUUACGAUAUCUUGAUGAACGUAGUCGUCAGAAAACAGAACAUUCAAUUAAAGAAGAAAAACCAUUAAACAAUGAUGAGAUAAAAACAAAAGAAAACUAA
Rotaria sp. Silwood1 is the source of this 549-nucleotide messenger RNA. The record is from the annotation of a GenBank genome assembly. NCBI's taxonomy places the organism in Eukaryota, Metazoa, Rotifera, Eurotatoria, Philodinida, Philodinidae.